AGACGUUCCGGGGGAUCUUCAAAGAUCUUGUUUACAGAAAGCAGAGAGCCUCUAGUUCGGCGGUGUUGCAUGCGAGGGGUCUGCACGGUCACGGUGAACACAUAGGCUACUACACCGCUGGGAUAACGGAAUUCCUACCAGAGACACCCGCGCACGACAGUUUUUGUUCGAUGUUACAGCUUUGAACUACUUAUGCGAUGUUGUUAUAGUGACUGCAAAUGACAUUGCCGCAUUUAUUUUAUUUUUUAAAAUAAUUUACCGCGGAUAGUUUCGGUGAGGGCAGGUGUUGGGAAUAAGGCGAGGUUUUUGAAUUGUAUCUCUUCUGAAUCAUUUUGUGGACGGCGUGGACCAAAGGCACGGGACGAGAUGGAUACGGAAAAGUACUUACCGGAGCUGAUGGCGGAGAAGGACAAACUGGACCCCACGUUUCAUCACUCUCUACGAUUACUAGAUCAAGAAAUUGAAAAAUUACAAAAAGAUGAAGGAAAAGAAGAAAAAGAAGAGGAGAAGUUCAUUGAUGUCGUCAUCAACAAGAACAUGAAACUGGGCCAGAAAGUGUUAAUACCCGUCAGACAGUUUCCCAAAUUUAACUUUGUGGGCAAACUGCUGGGUCCACGCGGGAACUCACUAAAGAGACUGCAGGAAGACACGCUCACUAAGAUGUCCAUUCUGGGGAAAGGAUCAAUGAGAGACAAAGAGAAGGAGGAAGAGCUACGGAAGAGUGGAGAGGCCAAAUAUCAGCACCUGAACGAGGACCUCCAUGUCCUCAUAGAAGUGUUCGCUCCCCCUGCAGAGGCCUACAACAGGAUGGGUCACGCACUGGAGGAGAUCAAGAAGUUCCUCAUACCUGAUUACAAUGAUGAGAUCCGACAGGCGCAGCUGCAGGAGCUGACGUACCUGAAUGGUGGCUCAGAGGAUGCCAAGGUGCCAGCGGUGAGGGGCAAGCUGCCUGCAGCACGGGGUAGAGGGACACCUACCCCAGGACCCAUCAGGAGUCGAGGAGGUGUGCCCCCUCCCCACGCAGCUGUCCCCCGUGGAGCAGCACCGAGAGGGGCACCCCCUAGCCGGGUACCAUCCGCCCGAGGGAGGGGUGUGCCAGCACAAAGAACACGAGGGGCUCCCCCGCGGAGACCACCGCCUCCCGUAGUACAAGACACAUAUGGGGAAUAUGAAUAUGAUGAUGGAUACGGGACAGCUUACGAUGACCAGGGUUAUGACUCCUACGACACUAGUUACAGCAAUCAAGGACAGAACUCAGACCAUUAUUAUGAGUACGGACAGGAUAACGGUGAGGAAUCAUAUGAGUCAUACGCAGGUCAGGAGGACUGGACAACUAAUCGUGGCAAGGCGCCAGCUGCACGGACGACCAAGGGAGUGUACAGAGAGACGCCCUACUCCAGAUAUUGAACUGAUUAUACAACAACCUGCACAAUCCCUCAUGGAUGUGUCAUCAAGUAAUGGAUUUUAUACGGACGCUCCCUUCUUUUUAGAAUAAAAACACAAACAAAACCAAACAAUAACACAGAGGAAAUGAUGCAGGUAAAGACCUUGAAAUCAAUCGUAAACAUGUGUUUAAAAAACGGAAGACCCUGGUAUGAUGUCAAGACUGUUUCCACCGGGAAUAAUGUGUAUAAAUUAGGUCAUCUACCCACUCCUAAACAAGUAGAUAUCUAAAUAUUCUCGACCGGGUUAUAGAGUGAUUGGUCAUUGGUAAUAUAUUAGUGAUUUAGUUGUAGAGAGGUGAAGUAUUGUAGAUAUUUUUGCCUGUCCCUUGCAAAUGAAACCUUUCCAAUCAGAAAAGAUCCUGAAAUAAAUAUUGUUGUUUUAUCUCCUUUUGUAAAUGAUAGUUCUUUAAUGUUAAAGGGCUUAUAAAAGCAUGGCGUGGAAUCAUUGUGGAUAGUGUCAACUGUUUUAUUCCUGUCUUAAAACUUGUAGAUGUGUGUGCUUCUGUUUCAUUUCCCGUGUUUAAUCAAUCUUCAAUCUCAGCUCAUACUCUUCUUUUUUUUGUGUGUAAAAACCCUCAGUAAGAAAAAAAUUAUCAAGAGCUGCAAGACAUUUUAGGUAAAGCUCUUAAUAAUUAAUUCCAAUGCAUAUAUUUUUGGGGGGGGCUUUAAUACCUGAAAUGCUUUUAGACAUUGUAUAAAUCAGGUUCUUGAGACAUUAACAGAAAUAGUAUAUUAGCAUAUUAACCUUAUCCGCUUAUGUAGGCCCUUUACAUUGUUCUUCUUGGUUGAUGCUCAAUAAACUUUUGGAAAUAUAGAAGUUUGUGUUCCAGAGCGUAAUUCUGUAUUUGCAUAAAUAGAAAAACACAAUAAUCUAAACUAACAAAACUAACAUUGCAAGGAAUGAUGUUGACGAUAAUAUUGAAACUUUAAUACAGGUUCUUAAAUUCCGUUCUUAAAUUCCAUAAUGUACACUACCGUUCAAAAGUUUGGGAUCACUUAGAAAUGUCCUUGUUUUGGAAUGAAAAGCAAAUUGUUUGUCUAUUAAAAUAACAUCAAAUUGGUCAGAAAUGGAGUGUAGACAUUGUUAACGUUGUAACUGACUAUCAUAGCUGGAAAUGGCAGAUUUUUUAAAUGGAAUAUCUACAUAGGCGUACAGAGGCCCAUUAUCAGCAACCAUCACUCCUGUGUUCCAAUGGCACGUUGUGUUAGCAAAUCCAAGUUUAUCAUUUUAAAAGGCUAAUUGUGAAUAGGCGACUCCAGUGAACGUCAACAGUGAAGAGGCGACUCCGGGAUGCUGGCCUUCUAGGCAGAGUUCCUCUGUCCAGUGUCUGUGUUCUUUCGCACAUCUUAAUAUUUUCUUUUUUGGCCAGUCUGAGAUAUGGCUUUUUCUUUGGAACUCGAAGGCCCUGGAAGGCCCUCAUCACCUGAGUCGGCUCUUUACUGUUGACGUUGAGACUGGUGUUUUGAGGUUACUAUUUAAUGAAGCUGCCAGUUGAGGACUUGUGAGGCGUCUCAGUUGUGCACCGGGGCCUCCCACUACUCUUUCUAUUCUUGUUAGAGCCUGUUUGCACUGUUCUGUGACGGGAGUGGUACACAGCGUUGUACAAAAUCUUCAGUUUCUUGGCAAUUUCUUGCAUGGAAUAGACUUUAUUUCUCAGAACAAGAAUAGACUGACGAGUACUUUGUUUUUAGUCAUUUUGAGCCUUUAAUCGAACCCACAAAUGCUGAUGCGCCAGAAUUCCAACUUGUCUAAAGAAGGCCCGUUUUAUUGCUUCUUUAAUGAGAACAACAGUUUUCAGCUGUGCUAACAAAUAUCAAUGAGCUUUUUAAAUGAUAAACUUGGAUUAGCUAACACAACGUGCCAUUGAAACACAGGAGUGAUGGUUGCUGAUAAUGGGCCUCUGUACGCCUAUGUAGAUAUUCCAUAGAAAAAUAUGCCAUUUCCAGCUACAAUAGUCAUUUAUAACAUUAACAAUGUCUACACUGUAUUUCUGAUCAAUUUGAUGUUAGUCUAAUGGACAAAAAAAUCAAAAAUAAUAAAAAACAAGGACAUUUCUAAGUGACCCCAAACUUUUCAACGGUAGUGUAUAUUGAGACUCUUGAGAGAUAUCAUAUUGAUCAAGAAUUAGCUUCUGAAUAAUAUUAUAACAUGUACAACAACAUAAAAGUGAACAUUAUUUUAACACAAAAAUAUAUUUAAAAACUGAAUUCAUGUAACAAAACAACACCAUUUUGUAAGAACUGUGUUGUAUGUAUAUUGCCUAUUUGUAUAUUGCAAUUCAGCUAAUGUUUUGUAGGUAAUGAUUUCGAUACAAUGUCAAUCACAGAUUUAAGUCUCUGAUGUGUGUUUUUCAUAUGUAAUAUCUUAAUAAAACGGAUUACAAUA
Messenger RNA from Oncorhynchus keta (chum salmon), 3831 nucleotides. RefSeq names its product KH domain-containing, RNA-binding, signal transduction-associated protein 3. Gene Ontology annotation, cellular component: nucleus. Lineage: Eukaryota; Metazoa; Chordata; Actinopteri; Salmoniformes; Salmonidae. The coding region runs from base 367 to 1407 and encodes 346 amino acids. Gene Ontology annotation, biological process: regulation of alternative mRNA splicing, via spliceosome. The transcript is spliced from 9 exons. The record is from RefSeq and is a predicted model, not a curated record. Gene Ontology annotation, molecular function: mRNA binding.